Messenger RNA from Olea europaea var. sylvestris, 1163 nucleotides. Its product is annotated as multiple organellar RNA editing factor 3, mitochondrial-like. Lineage: Eukaryota; Viridiplantae; Streptophyta; Magnoliopsida; Lamiales; Oleaceae. The coding region runs from base 77 to 826 and encodes 249 amino acids. The transcript is spliced from 4 exons. Gene Ontology annotation, biological process: cytidine to uridine editing; mitochondrial mRNA modification. The record is from RefSeq and is a predicted model, not a curated record. Gene Ontology annotation, cellular component: mitochondrion.
GCUUACCAAAUUGCCAUUCUAAUAGACCGUUUCACUCGUACACACAGACACUACCCUGCAAAUUUUCUCGCCGCCGAUGGCAGCUGCGCUCUUAGCCACGCGUCGCCCGUUAGCCUCCCUCUUCUCACGCUCCGUCUCUUCCCGUCGCACCCUCAUCGCCCUCCCCUUCCUCCACACCGCCACUGCCACCUACCAACUGCCUCACCAACCCAACUCGAUCAUUAACCCUACACGGUUCAAGACAUCCGGUUCGGGUUAUUCCCCUUUGAACGAUCCGUCUCCAAACUGGAGCAACCGACCUCCGAAGGAAACAAUACUUCUCGAUGGCUGCGAUUACGAGCACUGGCUAAUCGUGAUGGAAUUCAAUUCGGACCCCAAGCCCUCUGAAGAAGAAAUGGUUAAUGCUUAUGUCAAAACCCUAGCCUCCGUUGUUGGAAGUGAAGAGGAGGCAAAGAAGAAAAUUUAUUCUGUUUGUACAACAACGUACACUGGGUUUGGUGCUCUAAUCUCUGAAGAGCUCUCGUACAAAGUCAAAGGCCUACCUGGAGUUCUGUGGGUUUUACCUGAUUCAUACCUUGAUGUUCCUAAUAAAGACUAUGGAGGUGAUCUGUUCGUUGAUGGAAAAGUCAUCCAUAGGCCACAGUACAGGUUCAAUGAACGACAAAAUGCAAGGAACAGGCCUCGUCCUCGAUACGAUAGGCGCCGAGAAAUAAUGCAAGUAGAUAGGAGAGAGCCAUCACAGGCAGUGAAUCAGCAUAAACCUGCCUCCACAGGUGAGCAGAAUGCUUCUCUGAAUCAUGGAGGAUUUCAGGGCAACAAUGCAUAAAUGGAUCAAGAAUUUGGAACAUGAAAAUGGAAUCAAGCUCGGGUUUUGCAUAUUAUCGCACAGUUUCGGAGUAUGCUUAGUCUGGAAAAUGCAUGUUAAUCCCGCUCUUACGAGGUUUACAGAUGUAAAUAUUAUUUAUGCCUUAGUUAUUACAAGAGACCAUUUUCCUUAAAAUUUAGAAUUUUUGGCCCAGUGUUCGUUUAGGUGUAGCUGUAUUGGGCUGUGAAUUUCGCAUUCCUCGUGUUUUCCUUCGUUAUUCAACUAGAUUUUCCUUUUGUUUGUGUACUUUUCCUUUAUGAUGUCACGAAAACCCAAUCUAGAGCAAUCAUUAUAUCUA